UUUUGGCAUUUCGGUUUAAUGAUUAUUUUCCCCUGGCUUCGAACUCCACACAGAGAGCAAAACGACGACUCUUGUUCUACUCUCUCUAUCUUGUUCCCCACACCAGCUUUCUCCGCCGAUCUUCCGCCAUACUACGGUACCGGAAUCUCCGAGAUGCCACCGUAUGUUGACUGUUAAUUAAUUUCCGGUUUGACUAUCUCUACGCAUUUACUGGGGCGUAUAUAAUACACACACACACACGCGUAUACAUGCCGAUUAAAUUAGGGGUUUUAAGCUGAAUCGUGGAUGGGCCAGAAGAAGAAAACCUCCGCGUCUCGCUCCAAACAACCGCCGUCUUCUACGGCUGUGACGGUGGUAGAGGUGGAGCCGUCUGAGAUUUCCGCUUGUAGCUUCAACGAUGGGGGUUUUUCCGGACCAGACGCUAAUGGUGAGCCGUUGGAUUCAUCUGUCGUCAAGCUAGAAUGCGAGAAGGCACUGAAGUCGUUUGGACGGGGGAGCUAUAACAAGGCGAUUCGUCUGAUAAAGGAUUCGUGCUCUCGCCACCAAGACUCUGCCCUAAUUCACCGUGUUCAGGGAACUAUCUGCGUGAAGGUUGCUGCUGUCUACGAGGAUCUCGCUACGAAACAGAAGUAUCUCCGAAAUGCAAUCGAAUCUGCUAGAAAAGCUGUGGAGCUGUCUCCUAACUCGAUUGAGUUUGGGCAUUUUUAUGCCAACUUGCUUUAUGAGGCUGCUAACGAAGGGAAGAGAGAGUACGAGGAGGUUGUGCAAGAGUGCCACCGUGCUCUCUCCAUCGAAUAUCCGAUUGAUCCUGCUAGAGAGAGUCUUCAGGAUGAGACUCAGCUGAAGAUAUUGACACCUGAGGCUCGUAUUGCUCAUUUCCAGGAUGAGCUCAGGUCACUGAUACAGAAGUCUAACAUUUAUUCAUUGUCCACUUGGAUGCAGACCUUGGGAAAUGGUGAAGAGAAAUUUAGGUUGAUCCCUCUUAGGAGAAUGGCCGAGGAUCCUAUUGAGAGUAACUUGAUUCAGUCCAGGAGGCCUAAUGAGAUUAAAAAAUCUACCAAGACUAAUGAAGAGAGGAGGAAGGAGAUUGAAGUGAGGGUAGCUGCGCAUAGGUUGUUGCAGCAGAAGUCAGAGUCUUCCCCGUCGGAGAAUGUAGAAGCUGUUAACAACAAGGGAUCAGAUUCAGCAUUAGCCGCGGGGCCAAGAAGCGGGGAGAGAAGAAAGCAUGGGAAUGCAAGGAAAAAUGGCUCCACAGCGGAUAGAAGGGAUCGGGUUAGGUCAUACUGGGAUUCUUUGAGCAAAGAAAUGAAGAAAGAAUUCCUAAGAGUUAAGUUUAGUGAUCUUAAGAGUCACUUUAGUGGUUCAAAGGAUGGGCAAGCAUAUGAGAUUGUUAGCGAGGCACUGUCCUUUUGUGAGGCCAAUAAGACUUGGAGGUUCUGGGCUUGCUGCCGGUGUAGUCAAAACUUCAUAGAGUCUGAGGCUCAUAUGCAUCAUAUUGUGCAGGCGCACAUGGGUAACGUCUUACCUAAGAUGCAAAUGGUUUUGCCACAAAUUGUCGACACUGAGAGGAUUGAUAUGCUUUUUAAGUCCCCAUGGAAACCAUUGGAUCUCUCUGCUACACUGAAAUUGCUUCGAAGUCAGCAGAAAAUACAAAAUUCUGAGUUUGAUGAAUUUCACUCUGGAGAUAAUAUGGAUGGUGGUGACGAUUGCUUCAAGGAUGCAUGGAAUGAUACUACACCAGAUGGAGAUACUUGCAACGGUUGGAAUGAGAAUGAAUCUGAAGAGGAGGUUAAGCUAUCGAUCGCGUUUCCUCCUCCUGAUGGAUGGCCUAUAUCUGAUGAUCCUGAACGUGCAAAGCUCCUUGAAAAAAUCCGUGCAGCCUUUGAGCAACUGAUCAGACACAAAUAUUUAGCUGCCAGCCAUCAUGAUAAGGUGAUACAAUUUACGCUGGAUGAACUCCAGAAUCUACCCUCGGUUUCGCAAUUCUUAAAUCGUGGCUUGAACAAGUCACCCUUAUGCAUCUGCUUUUUGGGAGCUUCCCAUCUCAGCAAAAUCCUCAAAUUCCUGCAGGACUUAUCUCAGGCCUGUGGAUUGAGUCGAUAUUCUGAACAAAGUAACCCCCACGAUGAGAUUAAUUUUGGUGACCUGGGUCGUGAAGUCACAGAGGAGAUUCUUCUUGAUAGUGAAGAUUCAUGUCUUCUUAUGGAUGAAAAAUUGCUUGGCACUGAGUGCAUCCAAGAAAAAUAUAUGGGCUCAGCAUUUAAUAAUGUAACUAUAGCAAGUUCUGGAGAUAUUGCUAAUGGAAAUGAUGUGUCUUCUGGUGCGGAUGGAUUUCUUUCAUGGAUCUUCACAGGACCCUCUAGCGAGGAACAAGUUGUGUCAUGGAUGCGCACAAAGGAAGAUAAAACUAAUCAAGGACUGGAGAUCAUGCAGCAUCUUGAGAAGGAGUUCUAUCACUUGCAGAACCUCUGCGAGAGAAAAUGCGAGCACUUAAGCUAUGAGGGAGCACUGCAGACUGUCGAGGAUCUUUGUCUUGAAGAAGGCCGGAAGAGGGAGACUUCAGCAGAAUUUACCCAUGAAAGCUAUGAAACUGUGCUGAGGAAACGAAGAGAAGAGCUAAAUGAGAGUGACCAUGAGUUGUUGUUUAUCAGUAGCAGGUUUGAGUUAGAUGCUAUAACAAAUGUUUUGAAAGAUGCCGAAACUCUUAACCACAAUCAAUUUGGAUAUGAAGAAUCAUAUGGCUGCACUAGUUCUCAGCUUCGUGAUCUGGAAUCUGGUGAAGCUGAUGAAUGGGGGAUAAAGGAUUCCUUACAUGAGGCUGACAGUUUCAUAGAGAUUGCGAUUCAGAAACAAAAAGAGCAGUUGUCUGCAGAGCUUAGCAGAAUCGAUGCACAAAUGAUGCGAAAUGUCACUGGGAUGCAGCAAUUAGAGCUAAAGCUUGGACCAGUUUCCUCCAACGAUUAUCAGAUAGUAUUGUUACCUUUGGUGAAGUCCUACAUGCGGGCACAUUUGGAGGCGUUAGCAGAGAAAGAUGCCACUGAGAAGUCUGAUGCUGCAAGAGAAGCCUUACUUGUUGAGCUAGCUCUUGAUUCUAAGAAGGAGGCUCGAGGAAGAAAUGAUAAUUCAAAAAACACGCUGGAAAAGUCCAAGGACAAGAAAAAGAUUAAAGACACUAGGAAAGUGAAGGAUAUGAAGGCAACUAUUGGAAGCGACCAUCGCUCCAAUGCUGAUUCAGUUGAACACAGCCCCCUUCCGGUUGCACCUGUCGGCGAUCAUUCAGAGGCUGACAUUGUUUCUGAAGCUGUUGAAGCUUUAAAAGAAGAGGAAGAGGAAUAUAAACGCCAAAUAGAGCUAGAGGAGGAGGAGAGAAAACUUGAAAAAACCCUAGAGUAUCAGAGAAGAAUUGAGGAUGAAGCUAAGGAGAAGCACAUGGCAGAACAACAAAAGAAAUACAGCUCUUCAGUUCCCAUGAAUGUUGCAAAGACAGUGUAUAAUGGGUGCACAGAUAAUGAAGUUGAUUAUUUAGUUUUACAAGGACAAGAAAAAUCCAUAAAUCAGGAGAAAAGGAAUGGACGACUUGAUGACCUGGAAGGAGCCAGUGUGAAUACAAAUGGAGUUUUCCCGUCAACAAAUCAUUCUGCGAUAUCUGAUACUGCAAAGGUGCAGAAUGUAAAAUCCCAAAAAGUAGUGCCUAACGGCACAGCUAUGCAAGCUGGUAUUUUCCAAUCUGAUCAACGAACUGGGAGGAGAACUAGACGCCAAAAAGCUUCAAACAAGUUAGCUGAUGGAAAAUAUCCGGUCACACCUCCUGAGACCGAAAAUAGUAAAUCUCAGUUGUCAGGCACCAACGGCGAGAGACAUUCUGAAACUCUACGUAACAAUGGUGAUGUGGGAACAAAGACAUUAAGACAAUUACAAGCUGAAGACGAUGACGAAGAAAGGUUUCAAGCUGACAUGCAAAGGGCAGUGCUUCAAAGCCUUGACGUGUACCAAGGAGGUAGAAAUAUGGCGUCAUGUUUGAGGACACCGCUGGAAGUAAACAAUGAUGGGGGUUUAUCUGAUGACACAAUGGAGUCUAGGAGCUCAACAGGAGUUACCAUAUUUGGCACAGGUCUUCAGAAUGAAGUUGGCGAAUACAAUUGCUUUUUAAAUGUUAUCAUACAGUCUCUAUGGAAUUUGGAGCUGUUUCGAGCUGAGUUCUUACGGAGUUCAACACGAGAGCACCAUCACGUGGGAGAUCCUUGUGUUGUCUGCUCUUUGUAUGAAAUCUUUACCGCUUUGAGCGCUGCUUCAAGUGAAAAACAAAAUGAACCUGUGGCACCUUCAUCUCUCAGGAUUGCUUUAAGUAAUUUGUAUCCAGAUAGUAGUUUCUUCCAAGAGGCUCAGAUGAACGAUGCUUCAGAAGUACUGGCUGUGAUCUUUGACUGCCUUCAUCGCUCAUUUGCUCAAAGUUCAAGCGUGUCUGAUGUGGAUUCCUCAGACAGCAACUGUACUGGUUCAUGGGACUGUGCCAACCGCACAUGUAUUGCCCAUUCUUUGUUUGGAAUGGAUAUUUUUGAGCAACUGAAUUGCUACAGCUGUGGGCUGGAGUCCAGGCAUUUGAAGUACACUUCCUUUUUCCAUAACAUCAACGCUAGUGCCCUACGCACCAUGAAGGUUACAUGCGCUGAAAAUUCAUUUGAUGAACUUCUUAACCUUGUCGAGAUGAACCAUCAACUAGCCUGUGAUCCCGAAACCGGUGGGUGUGGGAAACUCAACCAUAUCCACCAUAUUCUCACUACUCCACCACAUGUAUUUACUACAGUUUUAGGGUGGCAAAACACAUGUGAGACUGUAGAAGACAUAGCAGCUACUCUUGCAGCCUUGAAUACCGAGAUAGACAUCAGCAUCAUGUACCGUGGUCUGGACCCUAAGAGCACAUAUAGCUUAGUUUCUGUGGUUUGUUAUUAUGGACAGCAUUAUCAUUGUUUUGCACAUAGUCGUGAGCACGAUCAGUGGAUCAUGUACGAUGACAAAACCGUCAAGGUGAUCGGUAGCUGGAUCGAUGUUCUUUCAAUGUGUGAAAGAGGACACUUGCAGCCACAGGUUCUUCUCUACGAGAGACGUUAAAAUAAAAAAGAAGCAAAACAAAUGCAGACCAAGUAGAGUUCUGUUGCUACAAUUUAGGAGAUCUCGUAAGUACAUACUACAAAGGAAGUAAGUACGUUUUUUUGACAAGCAGAAGUAAACUCGAGAGGAAAGAAUGUGAUUUUACACUCAUCUCAGUGGUUCUAACUUCUAAGAGGAUGGGGAAGACGAUUUUGUCUUUAAAAUUUAAGCAAAAGUGUUUUCAGUGGAAGAGGUCAUAGAAGAAGAUAUCAUGUAGUUUUCUUGGUUACAUCCUUGUCACAUUAAGGAUUAUAUGUUCAUAUAAAUCUAUUUCAUCGGUCAUCUCUAUAGAUCAUAUCAUCAUUAUACAUAUAUCAUAUCUUGUCAACUAAUGAAAAUGAAGUCAGAAGUUAGGAGAGAAAUUGCAGAAACUCUAAUCCAAUGAAAUCUCUACAUAUCAUUCUUUUAACA
Arabidopsis thaliana (thale cress) is the source of this 5559-nucleotide messenger RNA. Its product is annotated as Ubiquitin carboxyl-terminal hydrolase-related protein. The coding region runs from base 286 to 5109 and encodes 1607 amino acids. Gene Ontology annotation, biological process: ubiquitin-dependent protein catabolic process; protein deubiquitination. Lineage: Eukaryota; Viridiplantae; Streptophyta; Magnoliopsida; Brassicales; Brassicaceae. Gene Ontology annotation, molecular function: cysteine-type deubiquitinase activity. The record is from RefSeq and is marked reviewed. The transcript has 15 exons.